Molecule: messenger RNA, 1797 nt
Organism: Rotaria socialis
Lineage: Eukaryota; Metazoa; Rotifera; Eurotatoria; Philodinida; Philodinidae
Source: the annotation of a GenBank genome assembly
AUGGACACUUACGGAUAUCUAUAUACUUUGCCAUUCAUUUCAAGCAGUCCACAAUCGAAUCUACUAGUAGCUGAAGAUGACGGUGGCUCUCAAGGCAAUUUUCAGAUCACAGCGACUUUUACGGUGACUCAAUCCAUGAUCCUAGUUGUUACAACAUACCAUCCGGACGACAUAGGAGAAUUCAAUAUUUCAAUUCACGGUCCCGCACAAUUAAGCUUCACACCGUAUAUUUCCACGCCAAUUAUCGUAACCAACACCAAUGAAGCAACCAGCGUAGGCACUACUGCAACAACUACUACAACACCCAUAAUUACAACAGCAACUACACUAACCACCAAACUAGCUACUAAAAAAGGCACAAAAAGAGCUAGUAGAAGAACUAAGAAAAAAACCAUUAGACCAGCUAUUACAACGCCAACUACAGUCACAGUGACUGCGUCUGGUAUCCAGUCAAGCUAUUCAGGCGCCUUGACCAAGAAACACUCUUCGUUUAUGCGCCCAAAACAAGGAGAAUACGGUUUCUACUUCUUGGCAAUUAAAUUAAAGACUUCCAGUAGCGGCAUUUAUACGAUUUUAUGCGAAAGUGGUAUCGAUACUUAUGGAUGUCUCUAUAAUGAAUCAUUUCUUCCAAGCAGUCCAAAUUCGAAAUUAAUAGCGACAGAUAAUGACAGCGGUUCAAAAAAGAAUUUUAAGCUGAUAGCAAAUUUGACAACAACUGAGUCUAUGAUUCUCGUUGUUACCACAUACAACGCUGAACAAACUGGAGCAUUUAAAGUUAUAGUCUACGGUCCAGAAAAAGCAAUUUUAACUCCGUACGUCACAAUACCACUUGCUACAACAAGCACCUCUACAACAACGCGCAUCACUAAAUCAAGAAUCGUAGUUAAUAUUCCUGCUAAUGCCACGUGGGCACAGAACGGAGUGACUAUUGCUGGAGGUCACGGGAGUGGGGAUGCCACUAAUCAACUCUGGACCCCUUUUGGUCUCUUCGUUGAUGAUGAUCAAACAGUGGUUAUUGUUGACUUCGGGAAUCAUCGUAUCAUGCAAUGGAAGAACGGUGAUACAACGAAUGGGCAAGUUGUUGCUGGUGGCAAGGGCAGAGGAAAUGGAUUGAAUCAAUUGCAGUAUCCAACUGAUGUAUUAAUUGACAAAGAGACGGGUAGUCUCAUUAUUUGUGAUCGAGGGAAUCGACGAGUUGUACGAUGGUCUCGUCGUAGUGGUACAACACAAGGUGAAAUACUCAUCGACAACAUCGAGUGCUUUGGAGUAGCAAUGGAUGAACAGAGAUAUAUCUACGUUUCUGACACAGAAGAAGAUGAAGUGAGACGAUAUCAAUUGGGUGAGAAGAAUGGCACUCUCGUAGCUGGUGGAAAUAGACAAGGUGAUGGACUCAGUCAACUCAGCGUGCCGACACAUCUCUUUGUCGAUCGAGAUCAUUCAGUGUACGUAUCAGACAACAGCAAUCAUCGUGUAAUGAAAUGGGUGGAAGGUGCAAAAGAAGGUAUUGUGGUCGCUGGAGGACAAGGCAAAGGGAAUGCUCUGACACAAUUGUCUAAUCCUAAUGGACUCUUCGUUGAUACGUUGGGUACACUCUAUGUAGCAGACUUCUGGAAUCAUCGUGUAAUGCGUUGGACUCAAGGAGACAAGAAACAAGGCACUGUAAUAGUGGGUGGAAAUGGCGAAGGAGCAGGGGCAAAUCAGUUCAACGUCCUCGUUGGUUUGUCUUUCGAUCGACAAGGUAAUCUCUAUGUAGCCGAUAAUAAUAAUGAUCGUGUUCAACGAUUUUCUAUCGAAUAA